This is a messenger RNA of Hippocampus comes (tiger tail seahorse), 3905 nucleotides long. Its product is annotated as PDZ domain-containing RING finger protein 4. The transcript has 8 exons. Lineage: Eukaryota; Metazoa; Chordata; Actinopteri; Syngnathiformes; Syngnathidae. The coding region runs from base 314 to 2830 and encodes 838 amino acids. The record is from RefSeq and is a predicted model, not a curated record. Gene Ontology annotation, molecular function: protein binding.
GCUCAACCUUACUGUUCUAGUACACUACGAGUUCAACGGCCAGUUUACCGUAAAUCAAGUCGAAUUCCAUAUAUUCAAAUGAUGUGAUGUUAACGACGUUACAACAAAAAUGAUGUCGAUUUAUUAAAAGACGAACAAAAAGCGGAGGAGCAGCGGGGUGGUGAAAGGUGAGUCAAUGCAAUGACGUCACAAACCUCCCUCCUUAGGCUGGAGUGCGAACACUUUCGAACCUUCCAGUGUGCCCAAACUUUUUUUCCUGAGUAAAAGCUCGAACUUUUUCCUGAGUGAAAGCUUCGAGGCAAAACUACAAACUAUGUGCGCCGAAUGCUCCACAUUUUGCCGACAAAACCGCUCAGAGUCUUACCCGGAUGAAAGGAUGGAACCGCAGACGAAAAGGCAACCGGGGACCAUCCGGAGGUGCCAGCGGGGAAGUGGGCAGCCUCUACCCGGCGAGGACGCCUCGAGGGCGGACUGCGUGGAUCAGCUGCUCGCGCUGACUGACGCCCUGGAGGAGAGAAGAUCCACUUGGGCGCAGCGAGCUCGGCUGUUGAGGCUGGAGGGUGUGCAGCCGCCGGGGGAGCAACUCUGGAGGCUCCACCAGUGUUUAGUGCACAUGGACAGCAUUGCGCUGCAGCUCUUUGACUAUUACCAGGUCAAUGGCAGAGAGCUGUCCAAAUCCAGCCAUGAGGAGACGUUGGAGAGCUUCCUCCCCGCCAAGGACCCCGUCGUGGUUCAAGUCAUCCGGCGGACCCCCAGUGGCCGACCCCAUGGCCCGCCUCAGGAAAUCCAUGUGGUGGAUGUGUGCACUCAGACCGACAUCACCUUCGAACACAUCGUGGCGCUGGCUAAGCUGCGGCCUACGACGCCUCCCGUGCCGGACGUCUGUCCCUUCUUGCUUAGCGACAGCUGCCACUCCCUACACACGAUGGAGCAGGAUUACUACGAAGGCACCGACUACCUCUCGCCACUUCCCGUCGACGCUGACAGGACGGAAGAGUUGGAAUAUGAGGAAGUGGAAUUGUGCCGACUCAGCAACCAAGAAAAGCUGGGCCUGACUCUGUGCUACAGGACGGACGAGGAAGAGGACGUUGCGAUCUACGUCAGCGAGAUCUGUCCCAACAGCAUCGCCGCCAGAGACGGUCGCAUCCGAGAGGGGGACCGCAUAUUACAGAUUAAUGGGCAGGAUGUGCAGGACCGCGAGGAGGCCAUGGCUGCGCUGUCGAACGAAGAGUGCCGCAGAAUCACCCUGUUGGUCGCCAGGCCCGAGAUGCAGCUGGAGGAGGCCUGGCUGGAUGACGAGCACAGCGAGUUCCUGGAGCAGCUCAAGAUGGAAAUGCUGGAGGAACAGCGGCGCGAGGAGAUGGAGUUGGCCGCCCUCCAGGAGGAGCAAGAGAGCGGACAGCGGGAAGAGGACGACAAGCCCACCUGCUCCACCCUCACUCAGCAUCAGGACAGGGGCCGGAUCCUGAAAGAGAGACAGGACAAUUCCGAGCGCAACGUCCUGGCGCACAUCCAGAGGCGCCUGUCGCAGUGUCUCCGGGACAACCUGGACCCGCGCCGCCCGGAGGGCCGGGAGGACGAGGAAGACAACGAGGAGGCGGCGGAGGGCGAUCGCUUCCAGCAGCUCCUGGAGCUCAAGUGCCAAAUCCGCAACAGUGGCGAGUACGACCUCUUCUACAGCCGGCGUAGCACCAUCGAGUGUAGCGUGGGCGAGCCGGGCAGCGUUCAGCACGAGCUGCGCAUGCUCAAUGAGGAGCUGCGCAGCAUCGAGCUGGAGUGCCAGAACAUCAUGCAAGCGCACAAGCUUCGCCAGGGCCAGCAGUCGGAGAGUCCCCUUCGAGGGGAACCCGGCAAAGGCAAGCUGGCGGACAUCAACGAGCGGCUGGAGAAGUCGGACAAGGACAGCUCCAGCGCUUACAACACGGCCGAGAGCUCCCGGAGUACCCCUCUGGCUAUGGAUCGCUCCCCUGAACAUUCCCUCCAAAGGAUGGUGAGCCUCACCAAUCAGCGGAACCUCAGCAGCAGCCUCGCCGCCGGACCGUCGCUCAGUCCCAGCCCCGUCCCGGGUUGCCAGGCGUCGCUUCUCUGUAAGAGCAGCAGCCCGGACCACAGCAAUCCGUCCGAGUCGGACCACGUGCUUCAACCCGAGGAGGAGGGGCGACGAGGGAAACCCAAGACCCGGGUGUCGCAGAUCCCUUACUUCUCCCCAUCGCACAGUUCGCAUCAUCGGCAGGCCAACAUCCCGGCCCACGCCCGCCACUAUCAGAGCUACAUGCAGCUCAUCCAGCAGCGCUCGGCGGUGGAGUACGCCCAGAGCCAGCUCAGCCUGCUCAGCGUGUGCAACACGGAACCCCAGGCGGCGCCUCUCCUCCUGGACGAGCCCAAGAUGGAAUGGAAGGUGAAGAUCCGCAGCGACGGCACGCGCUACGUCACCAAGCGGCCGGUGCGCGACAAGAUCCUGCGGGAGCGAGCGCUGAAGAUCAAGGAGGAGCGUAGCGGCGGCAUGACCACGGAUGACGACGCCAUGAGCGAGAUGAAGAUGGGCCGCUACUGGAGCAAGGAGGAGAGGAAGCAGCACCUGGUGCGCGCCAAGGAGCAGCGCAAGCGCCGCGAGUUCAUGCAGCGCAGCCGCCUGGAGAGCCUGAAGGAGAACCCGCAGAGCAGCGGCGAGGCCAGCAUCAUCGAGCUGAGCCACAAGAAGAUGAUGAAGAAGCGCAACAAGAAGAUCCUGGACAAUUGGAUGACCAUCCAGGAGCUGAUGACGCACGGCACCAAAGCGCCCGAAGGGACGCAGGUGCACAACGCCUUCCUGUCGGUCACGACUGUGUGAAACAAAACACGCACUUUCUACCCGCGGCGGUAUGAAUCUAAUUGCCUCGUUCAAUGUGGCGUUUUUAUGAGGACAAGAGGAGUAUUUUUCACACUUUGUACACCCGAAUAGCAUUUUGUAAAGAGUUUAUCCGUGGCGCUAUGGCAUUCCCUUCGACAUUUUUCUACGGAUUGAGGACACCGUCGCCUAUUUUCACAGUCGUGUCGCCAACCGUACAGCUCAGACGCGUGUUUGUUUCCCGUGCUAUGUUUCAAUGCAAAAUGCAGCAGGUCUCAUGUGUUUGUUUUUUUUUGUCGAGUAGCUCUGUUCACCUUGUAGCUUAUGCACAGGGCUCGCCAACCGGUUUCAAACUUUAUUUCUUGGGUAUUGACGAAAGCCAAGGGCUACCAGUUGGAUUCACACUUCUGAAAUUCGCUCAAAUUAACUUUGAUCAUAUGGUAUUAUCUAUAACGCUAGUCAUGUAUGGAAAGGCAACGCUCAUGUUCAGAUUUCUCACUAAUUAUGAACAAGAACGAAAGAUAGCAAAAGUUGAUCACCGAUAUGUCACGCCUUAUUUCUUGAAAUAAUCACUUCUAUAACAUUCCUAGGAAUUCCAUUCACAGCGUCCCAUUACCGGCAAACUCUUUUAGGAGCAGGCCUGCCGCCUACUAUUAUGGUCCUUCGGGGCGAGCUGGUGCAAAGGGGCACCAAAUUGGUGAUCCACAAUAUUUGCAUCGCGGCUAUCCAAUGUCAUGUUACAGGUGUACCUAAUAUUGUGUCCAAUGAGGGAGCACAAACUACAAUGUUGUUCAGGUUAAAAAGAAACAAAACCACAAUUUAAAAAAAAAUGGGGUUCAUAUUAAGAUCAGGAUUUGCUUUAAUUUGUUGUAUUAUUCAAACUUUUUUUUUUUAACUCAUUUUCUUUUCCAUACCUGAAUUGUAUAAUUAGCCACUGAGCAGGACUCAGCUGAUUGGAUCUCUUAUUGCAGUAUAAGGUCAAAUUGAAGUUGUAGUUUAUUCCCAUGUGACAUCAUUGCUUAAAACAGAAAUACUGUCUUGUAAAUUUCACAUAUGGCGCAGGUCCCCCCCCCCCCCC